AUGACACGAUCGAUCAAGGCUAUGCCCGUCGUGGCACUCUGGGCUACCAGCGUCCUCGCGCAGGCUUCGACCCAGAUCAACGACCCUGCUGACACUGCCGUUACGACCCUCACCGUCUCCGUGUGCCCUACCGCUGUCACCACCACGACCACUAUGUCUAGCACAGUCACUUGGUGUCCUGACGGCGGCGACUGCAACGGAGGUCCGCCUACGAUCACUCCGCCACCCGUCAUCGAUGGCAUUGGUACCGAGAUCCUUGCAUUCACCACGACGUACCCCAACGGCGAUGUCGGUGUCUACCAUGAAUACCUUACUGUGUACCAUCACCCGAAUCCCACUGGUACAGGCAUGCAGGCAGUCACUUACACCAUCACCGAGGCAUGCCCAUGCGAAACAAGAAACCCACUUACCAUUCCUGAAGGCUUCACUACGACUGUCACCGUUUGCAGUGUUUGUGGAGCGAACGGCGCUGCUGCAACUGUCACAAUUACAACGCCUUGCGCCACAGGAGCCUAUGCAUCUAUUACUCCAGUGGUUGGCCCAACUGGAGAUAGCGGGUCAGGCUCGGGGUCUGGCUCAGGAUCUGGAGCUGGAAGUGGUUCUGGUACAGGCUCAGGAUCCGGCUCCGGCUCCGGCAGUGGCGGCGGAAGUGGCUCUGGUUCAGGAUCUGGCAGCGGCAGUGGAAGUGGUACCGGCUCUGGAUCUGGCUCAGGUUCUGGUUCUGGCUCUGGCUCAGGUUCUGGUUCUGGCUCUGGCUCAGGUUCUGGUUCUGACUCUGACUCUGGCUCAGGUUCUGGUUCUGACUCUGGCUCAGGUUCUGGCUCUGGCUCUGGCUCUGGUUCUGGCUCUGGCUCUGGCUCUGGUUCUGGCUCUGGCUCUGGCUCGGGUUCGGGCAGCGGCAGUGGAACUGGUUCCGGUGCGGCAUCAGGCUCUGGCUCUGGCUCAGGUGCUGGCUCAGGGGCAGGUUCUAGUUCUGGCAGCUCUAGGGUUGACGAGGGCGCCAGCGACAAUAACUCUGCAGCUCCCGCCUCUGGCAACAGUUCGAAUGCUGCAAUGGGAGGUACAUCAAGCAACAGCACUGGCUCGCCACAUACUCCUUCCAGUCCUCCAGUACCAACAUUCACAGGAGGAGCUGCCCAAACGACUGCUUUGGCACUUUAUGGGGUUUUGGGCGCUGUUGUGGCAUGCCUAGCUUGGACUUUGUAGCUGCGGUGAGAAUUUGGUUCUUCUUCUUUCGUAGAGAUCGACUUUAUGGAUUAGGGUUUGGGACAUAUGGUAUCGACGGCAGUCUGUUGGCACGAGAAUAGUUCCCACGGCAUUGGUUAUAGUGAUAUGCAGGUCCAGGUACUUUG
Exophiala oligosperma is the source of this 1352-nucleotide messenger RNA. RefSeq lists its product as uncharacterized. NCBI's taxonomy places the organism in Eukaryota, Fungi, Ascomycota, Eurotiomycetes, Chaetothyriales, Herpotrichiellaceae. The coding region runs from base 1 to 1206 and encodes 401 amino acids. The record is from RefSeq and is a predicted model, not a curated record. The transcript has a single exon.